AUGGCAUUCUCAAAAGUCGCGUUGCUCUCUCUUCUUUCGCUGGUCGCGGCCAGGGACGCGCUCCAAAGCCCCACCGAAAGCCCUGUUAUCGGCGAAGUCACCCCACAGGGCUGCUUCAGUGCCCUCCCCAGUGAAGCCGAUGGACGAUCGGACACCUUCAACAGCGUCGGCUCAUGCGCCGAAUACUGUCAGGACCAGAAGAAGACAGUCGCGAUACUCAAGGGUGUAGAGUGUAUUUGCGCUGAUAUCUACCCCGCCGAAUCCGCCAAGGUAGACGACGACAAGUGCGACACGCCUUGUCCCGGAUACGCCAAAGAUGCCUGUGGUGGAAAAAAUGCCUACAGUGUUUUCAACCUUGGUGUGGAAUUGCUGCCUGGCAAUGAGGGUGAUAAGAGAUCCUCGGGCUCAACUGCUGAAUUGACGGGCUCGACUAAAACUUCUAUUGCGACGACUGCGACUGAAGCUUCUACCACCAACGCCGAGACGACUUCUGUGCCUACGACUGAGGCCGAAGAGACAACAUCCGCUACCAAGCCUGAAAAGGCUUCCGGGACCGAAGCGACAUCGAGCGACAGCACUGCGGUGUCUACGCCCAGCGCAUCUGCAUCAUCUGUCCCUGACAACGCGUCGCGCAGACUCAAUAACCCCAUUGGCAACUUGGUUGGACUUUUGCGACACCUGCUAUAA
Messenger RNA from Fusarium tjaetaba, 687 nucleotides. RefSeq names its product SLG1. The record is from RefSeq and is a predicted model, not a curated record. Gene Ontology annotation, cellular component: plasma membrane. NCBI's taxonomy places the organism in Eukaryota, Fungi, Ascomycota, Sordariomycetes, Hypocreales, Nectriaceae. The coding region runs from base 1 to 687 and encodes 228 amino acids. The transcript has a single exon.